CCACGCUGCCUGCUUUCUCCUAUAAAUUACACAUCCCUUUACCCACAUUCUCCACCCUUCAUAUCAAAACAUUCUUCUUCAUUAUAAUCUUGUGCCUUUCACCUCAGUCAUUAUUCGCAGAACAACAAUUUAGUUAGUUUCAACUUCUUCUAACCACUGCAGCAACCAAAACAGAGAAAGACACGACCCAUUCAUAAAGAAAACUUAAACUAAAGUAGAACCCAGCUUGCUGCGAAACCAUACUCACACAAAGGCUCAGUUGACCAAGAGUCGCAUUGCUUUUACAAGACGAGUUACGUUUGACUUCGGACUUUGUCCAAAUCAAGGUGGGCUUUAUUUUACGUACAAUGUAUCUUGAGUUUUAUAAGCUCUGAUAUUUCAUGAAAGUUACUUGUUUAUCCAAUAUAAAUAUUUUUAUGUGCGUUCUGUAUUGUUUAAUGCUCGCAUAAGCAUCGAUCGAGAUUCUCAUUUGGCCUAACACGUUAGAUGAGGAUUGUGUACACAAGGUUAGUGGCUCGAUGGGUUGAUCGCCAUCGUGCACUAACAAAGCUAAGAGGCGUUAUAAGGGUGCUUGUCUGGAUGUGUUCCGAAGCACAGUUAUGGUUAUUGAUCUGAUCGGGUGCGUCCCGAGAUUGAUAAAUGGGAGAAAAGAAAGCGAUCUGUCGGUGGCUAGAGGUCCGGGAUCAUAAGCAGCGAGUAACAAUCGAACGUUACAUGGCGCGCCACUUAAUGAGAAAAAGUUUUAUCAUGCUUAGAAGUGGAUUUCUAUUUUAAAACCUUCUGAGUUAUGAUUGUGAUAUUGGAUAAAUUGUCUUGGUUAUUUCAUAAAAUAUUUAUAAAAUGCAUAGCCCAUUGAGUACACUAGUGCUCAGCCCAAAAUAUUUUUUAAUGUUUUCAGGUUCAUCAGUUGGUGCAGACGGGUGUUUACCUCAUUUUUGGGUAGUAUUUGCGAGUUUUCUGCUAUGCAUUCGAGCGAGUUUCUUAUCGUUUUGCUCUAUUUUUCACGUGCUCGAUGACUAUUUGGGUGUUCUACUGUCGUGCGCAGGAUUCGGGAGUUGUUGAGCGUUUUUGGCAUCGUUUCGAGCAAUUUUUGGAAGCAAGCUCACGGCCGCCGCCGUCAAGACGCCGGCCGCGGCCCCACGGCGCGCGCCGUGCAAAUCUGGGAGAAAUCAGCGAAGGCAGGCCACGGCGGCGCCGUCCCACGGCGGCCGCCGUCCACGGUGUUGGACCUUUGAAUUCGCUGCUCUGGAGGGCUUCGAAUUCUCUGCUCGGGGCGACUUCCCUGCUCGAAGCGGGGAGCGAUUCCUCUGGCAGCGGGGAAACUUCCUUGCUCGCCUCGAUUCCUCUGCUCGGGGAGACUUCCAUGCUCGCCACGAUUCCUCUGCUCGGGGAGACUUCUCUGCUCGCCGCGAUUCCUCUGCUCGGGGAGACUUCCAUGCUCGCCGCGAUUUCUCUGCUCGGGGAGACUUCCCUGCUCGCUGCGAUUCCUCUGCUCGGGGAGACUUCCCUGCUCGCCGCGAUUCCUCUGGUCAGGAGAGCCGCGAUUCCUCUGGCGCCUCCGACUCCGCUGGACUCCGCUGCACUGGAGGACUCGGCCCCGCUGGAAUGGAGGACUCGGCCCCGCUGGCCUUGAUCCCGUUGGCGUCGAUCCCGCUGGAGUUGAUCCCGCCGUCCCUGUGUAAUUUCGGUAGUUACGUUUCUUCCAUUUAAAAGCCCAUUUUUAGGGUUUUUCACCAGACUUUUCGACCUCAGCAGCCUCCAGGCGAUUUUACCUUUGUUUUCCUAGUUUUAGAGUAGUUCAAAUAUCAACAAACAUCUUUUGGCUUGGUGGAUUGAAGAUUACGUUAGUUUCAUUACAUUGGAUUCAAGAUUUAGAUCGUACUCGCUGUAAGAACUCAGUUUAUGUUUUCUAUAGGAUUGAAUGCUAGUCUAU
This is a messenger RNA of Salvia miltiorrhiza (redroot sage), 1933 nucleotides long. RefSeq lists its product as uncharacterized. Bases 1013 to 1633 code for a protein of 206 amino acids. The record is from RefSeq and is a predicted model, not a curated record. The transcript has 3 exons. NCBI's taxonomy places the organism in Eukaryota, Viridiplantae, Streptophyta, Magnoliopsida, Lamiales, Lamiaceae.